Messenger RNA from Seminavis robusta, 1868 nucleotides. The record is from the annotation of a GenBank genome assembly. Lineage: Eukaryota; Bacillariophyta; Bacillariophyceae; Naviculales; Naviculaceae.
UACCGAUACUGGUGUCUCGUAGCAGUACGGUAUCAAAUGCCGCAAUAUUAUUGUUAUGACGGUGAAGGGUCGUUUUUUGUCACUUCCACACUUCGCUCCUCAAUCAUUGCGGACAGCUCCUAUCGGUAUCCAACGGCCUCCAUUAUUUCUUCUUCGUUCCCUCUCUUUCACAGCCAGCCGCAGAGUGACAGUCAAGUGUUCCUGUCAUUGCAGCUUCUUCCACCGCUUCACGCCUUCCAUCAUCGUCAUUGCAGCAGUGCAUCCUUGACUCUUCUUGUUGUGUGCCCACGUCUGAGGAAAUUGACGAAAUGCCCAAUCGCCGACGCCCUCCCUCGUUGAGGAAGAAUCGCCUCAAGUCCACCCUCGAGAUUCCAUCAUCACCAAAACCUCAAAGACAGAUACUACUCUUGUUUACGCGUGAGCAAUGCUGAAGCAAUGCAAGUAGUUGCUAUUUGCGAGCAGUGUCCUUCUCUGGCCACCAGCACAUUCAAAGACAAUAUUACGCCUCUCUCCUUUUUGAUCGUGGCCAACGCAAGCUUGGAAGUGAUCCAGUCGUUUUGCCAGAAGUUCCCGAAUGCGGCGAAGGUGAAAUGGUGCCCCCCAGGCUUUUCUCCUCAGGUACUACCGCUCGAAACAGCCAUAAAUUAUGGGUACCACCCGGGCUGUGGAGUCAUCCCUUGUUUGGUGGAAUUGUAUCCCAAUGCAGCACACACUGAUUUAGUUGUUCGGCUUGUUCACUACGAGGACGGAGUCAUGGAGGAUAUCAAAGCAUUGUUGGAAGGCAUUUUACGAAGCGGCGGUUUUCAAACGAAGGAAGACCAAGAGAAUCUGCUUCAUCGUGUCUGGUCAGAAGACCCCCACCCAAAUGUGCUGGAAUACCUUAUUCCAAAGUGUCCACGCGUUUCACAAUACCCAAUCUUGGAGAAUACCUGCUAUGAACCUCAACCGGGGAUAAUUACAAAGUUGCUGCCUCAGCUUGUGAAAUUGGAUCUCACCGUCAGCUUGGAACUACCUGGGCGGCAGAAUUUCCCAGAAGCAUUGGGGGCAUCCCAUUGCCUGGAAGAGCUCACUUUGCGAUUUGGGACGCGGCUGGCUCCAGUCUGGGACGACCAAGUUCCCACGUCUGUUGCGGAGUGGGCUUGGGCUGCUAUGUACACCGCCAUUGGUUCCGUUCCAACUCUCAAGAAGCUGUGGUUGUCAAAACAGCUCGAUCUGCCCAAGAGCAAUGAUGGUAUCACAGCGGCAGUAGUGAAAAUCUUGGGACGGAACACGUUGGAUUCUUUGACUUUGAAGGGCUUUCGUGUUGACCUUGAUGUCAUUAUUGCAGCUCUCAUGCAGUCUGCGGCUCCCCUUCGAGAGUUGGACAUCCGCAAAGAUUGUGUGGAACUGCACCAGCGUAAAAAGAUCCUGGAUUGUUUGAAGACAGAAAAUACUACCUUGACUCGCCUGGGAGGCCACCUGGUGGUUGUCGGUGGAAUCACUGACCAACUCAACUACUUUACACUACUCAACAAAAUGGGGCGUGGUUUGGCUCGGGACACUUCGACAACUGCAACUGUUCUCGUUGGGCUUUUGCACAAUGCAAACAAAGAUGGGGACAUUGCGGCCGAUGUGACCAAACUGGGUGUCCUCUAUGGCCUAUUGCGAGAGUCCCCCAGCAUCUGGUGCUUCAAUUAGAACUGGUGGAAGAUUUGCUUUGCAAUGCAAUGUGUGAGUUUUCGAAAGUUGAUGCCUCAGCUGAUGGAGAGAAAAGCACUCGAUUGAGUGGUUGCUUGUAGCCUCUUGAUACCAAGCCGAAACUCAAAGCUUUAGGAAGGAAGAACUAUACAUGUGUUCACCGCUGCAUGUAGUGUUCAGUUUCUCAACUA